AUGUUCGAAUUGUACGUACACAACCAUAUUAUAAUAAUAUGUCCAACGCAACGGCAACGACGUUUACAAUUACGACUUCGAAUGCAACGACGACCACUUCGUCGGUUGUCACGUCGUCGUUGGUACAACCGAACACUUCCAUCACUACAGCUGGAGUAGGUUCGCAAUCGACCACCGCGGCAUUGUCGUCAUCGACGUCGACUUGCACUGCCGCGGCCAUAGCUGAUGCUUUUGACAUAUUCGAUCAUAGUGGCAAUAGGACCAUCGACGUACGGGAACUGGGCACGGUACUCCGUUACUUGGGUUACGUACCGUCACAGGCUGACCUGAGGGAACUUGCGGUAAACGUUGAAGACCACGAAGCGACUGGUACUGUACAUCUGGCGGCAUUUUUACCGUAUGUUGAAAACGCCAUUAGUGAAUAUAAGUAUCAGCCAGCGUCGGCGUCCGAAUUACUAAGCGCAUUUCGUGCAUUGGAUUCUGAACGGACCGGAACCAUAAGCCGCGAGUGUAUGGAAUCGGCGCUCCGACAUGACGGAGAACCGUUCGAAGACGAAGAACUAGAGGAAAUGAUGUCCGCCGCUGCCGUAGAAACAGCCGCCGGUGGCGUCGUCAUACCAUACGAACUCUACAUCAAUAAAAUUUUAGUGACAAAAUGGGACACAGAACAGUAUGGUAGCAAUACUACAACUAUAACUACCACUAACUCAAAAAUAUCGAACAAAAAAUAAUUCAUAAUAUUAAAAUUUAUAUAGAUAAUACAGUCAUUUUGUAUCAAACUUUAUACACGUAGGUACUUAUUUUCUGUUAAUUAUUUUAAAAGAUAUUAACAAUUCUUGGACUUAUUUAUUAGUGUAUGAUAAUAAUUUUAUUAUUUUUACAUUUGUCGAUAAAAAUGUACGUAUAAUAUAAUAUUUAAAUAAAAAUACUGAUAAUUGACACAUCUUAA
Molecule: messenger RNA, 949 nt
Organism: Rhopalosiphum padi (bird cherry-oat aphid)
Lineage: Eukaryota; Metazoa; Arthropoda; Insecta; Hemiptera; Aphididae
Product: dynein regulatory complex protein 8-like
Exons: 4
Coding region: 39-731 (230 amino acids)
Molecular function (GO): calcium ion binding
Source: RefSeq, a predicted model, not a curated record